AUCUCGAAAGGGAAAGUUAUGCUUGGAUAUCUAAUUGUGUUUACAUACAGUUGUUGUGAUAUUUGUUAAGUUUUAUACAACACAACCAUGAGUACGAGACACAGCAGUGAACUUAAUUCCCCGUCGGCUAUGCUGCAGCGGCUGUGUUGUAAAGUUACGGGACUGUCAGACGAUGCAGUACUUCCUCAUUACCAGUUUGCUCUGCGUAUACUCGGCAGCAAUUUUGCACCUCCCAUUGAGAGUGAUGAAUUUCAGGUUUCUGAGAAAAUCAAGAGCCAAUUGGUUCGUAAGGGUCGAGAAAAAGAUGCAGCGAUCUUCUCUGAACUACAUCGGAAGCUUCAAGCACAAAGUGGCCUGAAGAACCGGUGGGCGAUACUGUAUCUGCUGAUGUCUCUCAGUGACAAUGGAGCAAAGUCAGGGAACAAGAGUGCCUUCAGUAGCUCGGUGUUCGGACAGAAUCUCUCAACCUAUGCCACCUCCACCCCCUUCCACCCUGCAGCGAGGGUGGGGCGUGAUGCUCCCAGGGUGGGGCAGCACACCCCAGGGAUGGGUGUGUCAGGUGUCCACUCCACGUCUCACAGCACAGCCAGCAGCGGCAUCAGCAGCAUUCACAGUGGUCGCAGCGAAGGGCCAACACCGGUUCCUCAGACCUAUAUACCAAGUUACCUAGCAACGCCAGCCCAUAAUCCAGCAGAUGUGGACCGAACAGGGCGAGGUCUUGGAGGAAGGCUAGCCCAGAGUUUCAGCAAGACACGUGAUGCUGAUUUGUCACUGGUGACCAAGAACCGGGGCGCAUCAUUGCAAGGGCAUUUUGUCUUUACCCUUGCUUCUAAAGAGUCAUUUGAGAUUCCGGAGGCUGAGUUGUUGAAGGAUCUGAUCUAUGCCUUCCAGGGCAUCGAGGGCAGCUGGAUCAAGUUCGACUCAAGCAGAGAAGGCUACCGGAUAGACCCCACGGCUGGCAUACCGAAGGCGGUGCGGCAACUGAUCAGCAAAUUGGCCGAGUGUGGCUGGCUGUACAACAAGAUCAAGGCGUAUGUGGAGACACGCAGCUCGGACAAGGCGUUCGGUCUGGUAGGACAGAGUUUCUGUGCUGCCUUGCAUCAUGAGAUGACAGAGUUCUACCGGCUGAUAGCAGUGCUGGAGGCACAGCUGCAGCAGGAACAGGAUGAGGGCUUCUCUGAGUCUCAGCCCGGCCUCACACUCCGCCGUCUAAUGGUGUGGACCUUUGACCCACUUGUCAGACUGAAGUCUCUUGCUGCAUUGGUGGACGUGUGUAAAGGGAAGAAAGGCGGAGCCCUGGCAUCAAGUAUCUACUCGUACAUGCAGCAUGGAGACCCCUACAUCCGAGCCCUCAUCAAACACACACUUACCAUGGUUUCUCAGCCGAUAUACGCCACCCUGCUUCGAUGGAUCUACGAUGGCGAGUUGGAAGACACGUACCACGAGUUUUUUGUGGCGUCAGACCCAACUGUUAAGAAUGACCUCCUGUGGUACGACAAAUACAGCCUGCGGAAGUCCAUGAUACCCACAUUUGUCACCACAGAGCAGGCCAGGAAGAUCCUGUUGACGGGGAAGUCCAUCAACUUCCUGAGACAGGUGUGUCAGGACCGCACACCCACUAAAGGCAGGGAGGUCGCGAUGACUUUCGAUGUCCAGAAAGCGGAGUGCAUGCUGACCCAGGACACGGGUACAGAGUUCCAGCUGAUGGUGGACACGGUAUACAAGGACACAAGUCAGCAUCUCCUUGACGUCUUCAACAACCAGUACAAGUUCCUCGACCAUCUCAAGGCGACGCGGCGCUACUUGCUGCUGGGACAGGGAGACUUCAUCCGCCACUUGAUGGACUUGUUAGAGGAGGAUCUGGCCAAGCCCGCCAGCAACCUGUAUCUCCACAACCUGACCGGGAUCCUGGAGACAGCUAUCAGGGCCACUAACGCCCAGUUCGACGACUCCGACAUACUUAAGAGGCUGGAUGUCCGGUUGCUUGAGGUGUCGCCUGGGGACACCGGCUGGGACGUCUUCAGUCUGGAUUAUCAUGUGGACGGACCGAUACGUACGGUGUUCACGCCCCAGUGUGUCAUCAUGUACCUGCGUGUGUUCAACUUCCUGUGGCGCGCCAAGAGGAUGGAGUACAUACUGGCUAUCAUCUGGAAGAAUCAGAUGACAUUCGCUCGCCAACUCCGUACAAUACCAGAGUUGAAGGGCAUCCUGCACCAGUGCCACGCCCUAGGCUGUGAGAUGGUGCACUUCAUCCAGCAGGCACAGUACUACAUCAACUUCGAGGUGCUUGAGUGUUCCUGGGACGAGCUUCUCACCAAAGUGCAGGAAGCAGAGGACCUUGACUACAUCAUCGCAGCCCAUCAGGUGUUCUUGGACACCAUUGUCUCCAGGUGUCUCCUUGAUGACAAGUCCAGGGCCAUCCUGACCCAGCUGCGGACGAUCUUCGACCUCAUUAUACAGUUCCAGGCAGCUCAGGAGAACUUCUACCAGGCCGCCAACUCCGAGAUGGAUGCCAGGGAACACUUCAAACGUCGUCUCAAGGCCAGAACAGCUGAGGGAGAGUGGGGCGUGACAGAGGCAGAAGAGGAGGAAGAAAAACAGAGACAGAAUGACUUCCUGAAGAACAUCAUCCCGUCCACCCGAGCUCAGCUCAUUGUCUUGGCUCAGUCCUAUCAGGACAUGGUGCAACAGUUCCUGGUCAUGUUAACUAGUCAUCAGGACGUCAGUCUCCGCUUCCUCAGCUUCAGACUCGACUUCAACGAGCACUACAAAGCCCGGGAACCCAAGCUGAAGUCACCCCUUGCCUACCAGAAGGUGAAGAGAGCCAGAUGAUCUGACAGUGUGGAAGAUGUGAUAUGACUUGAAUGGUUAAACAGUGCACAGGACUAUGGGAGAUGCAUCAGUGUUACCCAGAUUGGAUUGUGUUGCUGUUACAUGUGUGUGAUGUGGAUCACAUACUGCUGUUACAUGUGUGUGAUGUGGAUCACAUACAGCUGUGUUACA
Molecule: messenger RNA, 3003 nt
Organism: Haliotis rubra (blacklip abalone)
Lineage: Eukaryota; Metazoa; Mollusca; Gastropoda; Lepetellida; Haliotidae
Product: gamma-tubulin complex component 3 homolog
Exons: 27
Coding region: 88-2832 (914 amino acids)
Biological process (GO): microtubule nucleation; mitotic cell cycle; spindle assembly
Cellular component (GO): spindle pole; centrosome; equatorial microtubule organizing center
Molecular function (GO): microtubule minus-end binding; gamma-tubulin binding
Source: RefSeq, a predicted model, not a curated record